UGACGACCUCUAAAUCACGAGCGUGUGCUGGAGCAGUGUUACUGGAAGCACGCGAGCUGUGAUGGAAUCAGCGGAACGUGUGUCCGGCCUUGGUUAUAGUUCCAGGGAAACAUCGCCAUAAUUGAUCGUGAUCCUUGAAGGACAUUGUUGUUUUGACAUCGUUGGAUUAAACUGUACGUAAUAUGCACAGUAAUCUUGAUAAUUGUCGGGAACUUUUCAUAGUUUAAGGAGUACUUUGUUUUGGAUUUAGUGCUUCAACAUAUUUAUCGCUACCAGCAUAAAACACAAAUAAGGUACCCGGUGGGAUCUUCGUCUAACAACUAUAAAGACACUACCCUAGCGCAAGAGUGGGAGUCUCCGCAGGACUACUCCACCUUCUACUUCAAGUGGGCGAUUUUCUUCACGCGUUUCAAAAGCCUUUUUGGUUCUGAAACCUAGGAUAACGUAGAGGAAGUGGCGUUGAAGAAGACCUCACUAAUGGUGCUUUUUAUCACAGGCGAUACGUGAUCUUGGCAGAGUCCCCGAGCAGAUUUAAGGCCAAUUCCUGGAUAGAUGGACUCAAUUAAAAGUUUGAUUUAAAUAUAAGAUAACAGUAUAACUAUUUUAAAGUUUGCUCUGCUGAGUGUGAUGACCUCGCCACGUGAGUGCCGUAAAGUAGUAACUAGGGUAUAGACCCAAUGAUAGCCCGGGUAAGUAAGGAAUUAUCUACCCGCUUGCUUUUAGGUGUUUGGUGGAUCAGUCAUAACUGUGAACUAGGGUGGAUGUUUACGACCAGGUGACGUAUCACGUUGACUGCUGGAACGGAAGUGGAGGUUAUUGUAUAGCAAUGUGAUUUGUCAAUCUACUUACGUAAUAUAUACCCUGGUGUGACACUGUCCUGAUGUGAUGGUAAACAGUUUGGAUAAUUAAUUAAAACAGUUUGGAUGUAGUGUUAAACACUUUGGUAUAAUUUAUACCAUUGUGUGAUAUGAUACCGAUCAUGACCGUCAAAAAUGACACCCUGCAACGUUUGGCAGCCUGGGACACGUACCCUGUCGUAACCAUUCUGGACGCUAUCCUCGAUAACCAAACCAACAGCUCAAUAUCAGAGGAACAACUUCUUCUCGCUCGUCUGGGACCACGGCGGAAGGAUUUGACGUCUGUCAUCUUCCUAUUGGUCAUCUAUUUGUUGAUAUUUAUGUCCGGGACGUUCGGGAAUAUCUGCACGUGCAUUGUGAUAAUUAAAAACCACUACAUGCGGACCACAACGAACUACUUCCUGUUUAGCUUGGCAGUGUCUGACGUCCUCAUACUUAUAUUUGGCUUGCCACAGGAGGCUUAUACAAUAUGGGAGGCAUAUCCGUGGAGAUUUGGAAAGGAGUUCUGUAUAUUCAAGGCAAUGCUGACGGAAGUGACAUCAUAUGCAUCAGUUUUGACAAUCACGGCUUUCACAGUGGAACGAUACGUAGCCAUUUGCCAUCCAUUAAAAUCUCACAAAAUGACAGACCUGGGAUUGACUAUAAAGAUCAUUAUCGGCAUCUGGAUAUUUUCCCUACUGUGUGCUAUUCCAUAUCCGAUCCAUACGAGGAUAUUUUAUUAUGUCAACUAUCCUGGGACGAACAAGCCGAUCCCGGACUCUUUAUCGUGCAAUAUCCCUCCGCUAUGGCAGGCGCGGAUGGGGAUCAUGUUUCAAGUGUCUUCAUUUCUCUUCUUCAUCAUCCCGAUGACUGUAAUCACUGUUCUAUACAUCCUGAUAGCAGUAACUCUCCGUCGCACAACCCUCAAUAGGGCGGGGUCGGAGGACUCGACUCGGGGCAAAGGGACCUCAUCACAUUCCAUAAAAGUAGUUCUCAGGAUGUUAGUUGCUGUCGUUGUGGCCUUCUUUGCCUGUUGGGCACCGUACCACGCCCAGCGUCUAAUGACCCUGUAUAACACAAACUGGACAAAACUUUUACUGGAGGUUCAGAGUCACCUCUUCUUUAUAUCAGGUAUACUAUAUUUUGUGGGAUCGACAGUCAAUCCAAUUCUUUACAAUGUGAUGUCUAAACGGUACAGACAAGCUUUCAAAGAAACAAUUUGCUGUUGUAUUUGGAAAAAGUCGAUUGGUCAUCAAAGAACAUUUAUGAGUUACACCGGAUAUUAUAAAGGGCCUCUAGCAUCGAACUUCCGGAAAACGUCACCGGAUUGGAAAGGAUCCGGCUACGAAGACUCAGUUGUAGAAAACGGUCGGGCACGUAUAAGAAGUAUGGCGCCACCUUUAUAUGACGAACAAGUGAAACUGUUACAGGAUCAGACCCUCGAUCCCGUGACCAAUGGACUCACAUCCGGUUUAUCUAAAAAUGGGAACAAAUUGACCGAGCACUGUCCGACUUGUUCAGGUAACGUGUGUGCUGUGAAGGUGAACCAGAACACUAUGGUUAGUACAGGAACACCUGGACACCAAACGGAACUGCUGGAUAUGAACAGACCGAAACUGUAUCCGACAGCCGAGCUCAAAAAGGUGAAGAAAAUUGGGACGUGUGUGUAGCUAUAAGCGGAAGCGUCCACCUGGCUAGUGUUGCGUGUACGUGCUGAUAGAAUAUAGAAUGUGUUUGUCUAUUUUAAAAUCCCAUGGAUAACAAUCGUGUCAUUUACAAUACCUUCGACGUUAACUUGAUAUAAAGUAUAGCAUGUUAUGUAGAAUGUUGAACAUUCAGAAAAAUAAAAUGUUAAU
Molecule: messenger RNA, 2692 nt
Organism: Mizuhopecten yessoensis (Yesso scallop)
Lineage: Eukaryota; Metazoa; Mollusca; Bivalvia; Pectinida; Pectinidae
Product: pyrokinin-1 receptor-like
Exons: 6
Coding region: 968-2506 (512 amino acids)
Biological process (GO): neuropeptide signaling pathway
Cellular component (GO): plasma membrane
Molecular function (GO): neuromedin U receptor activity
Source: RefSeq, a predicted model, not a curated record